This is a messenger RNA of Durusdinium trenchii, 2301 nucleotides long. Lineage: Eukaryota; Dinophyceae; Suessiales; Symbiodiniaceae. The record is from the annotation of a GenBank genome assembly.
CGUGAUUUCGCCUCACACCCGCCGUUCCCAAGCGCUCAACUUUUGAUUCUUCCGCUCCGACCAAGUGGUGGAAGCUUUUUGGCCGCUCCAUGAUCUUGCGAGUGUUCAUUGCACAGUUUUUGCUUUGGAUGAGCUUGGCGGCGGCAGAGGUUUGCUCAAUAACAACGAGGCAGGAAGGGGACAAGUUGAUCAUCAUUCGUGAUUGCCCAGAUCAUGUUGUGAUCUACACGUGUCAGGCAGCGAGUGGCUUUGACGAAGCAGUCUGCAGUGAAGAGAGCUUCACUAAGACUGUAACUUUGACCACGUCCAUUUCCACUACCCUAACCACGAGUAGAACAACCAGAACAUCAACACGCACCACUUCUACACCAACUACAGCGACGUGGACGGUGACCACUUCGACCACUUCGACAGUUGUCAGCACAACAUCAAGCAGUACCACAAUGUCAAGUACAACAACAACAACGAGCUUCACACGGACGAAAGUGAUUGAGUCUGAAACAAAUAUGAGCAACCUCACCGAGAACGGAACCGAAGACCUCAUAGUCACUUUGGCUUCGAGUACAUCCACUCGGAGCAGCUUCACAACCACGCCAAGGCCACCGGUGGAGUCAAGCACGUCCAGCGAGCUUGAUGCUUCUUCAUUCGUCCUCGUGGAAGGGUCCAUGUCCUUUGCGAAUGAGGGUGUCGAUCAAUCAGCUGCUGAAGCGGCAGUUGCAGCCUCAUUGUCCCAAGUCCUAGGCCUCCCGCUAAGCAGGAUCAGCACCAGUGCACAGACCGUCAUGAAGCCGCGUCGUUUAAGCAGCCUUUGGGAGGUGGCCUUCACGGUGCGUGCCCUUCCAGAGGAAGCGGCUCAAGUUCGAGAGAGGCUGCAGAAACUGCAGAACUCCCAGGAGUUUGUGGAGACCUUGCGGCAGGAGCUGCAGCUCCUUGGCAGUCAGCCAGUGGAUGACUUGAAGGUAAGUAUCCAAAUCGCCUCUACGGAGGAGGAGGCACCAGAAGGAGACUCCACCGAGCUGAUCAUCAUUGUGGCAGCCGUUGCGGCCUGUUUGGUGAUGUUUGGCGCUAUUUUGUGGAAAGUUUGCAGCAGCAACUCCCGAGAGUCGGAUGAGUUGCUCCACAAGAAGGAGGAGGGCGGACUGGAAGAAGAGUCGAUCCCUUCGCUUGGACGAAAUGCUCAAGGCAAUUCACUCGAGGCGACAUACUUGGGCGCAGGCUCGUGUAAUGCAGAUCCAGGUUUCCGCCCUGCCAUGGCUUCAGCCGAAGACACUACUACAGUGCCACCAGAGCGUGAAUUCUCCGAUCCACCGCUGCCACCACCUGCAGAGUCUCCUCCAACCCACAGCCUGUGGAGUGAGGUGCAGGACCAAAACUCCUCUGCCGUUCAACUUGCUGAUGUUCAUGCAGAGGUGGCUGCUAAAAGGCCAGCUUCGUCAUCUGAUUGGACGUUGGUUGAUCACCAGCUAAAUCCCAGAGUGUGCCAAGCGUUGAGCUGCGGCUGGACGGGCAACUUGAUUUGGACAGAGCUUCCGAACAUCGAGCAGACCAUGCGGCUGCCCACGAACAAGGAGUACAGAUUGACCUUUCAAAGAGGAGGUAGGUUAGUCGGGCAUUCCUCUGAUGGAUCAAAUGAGUACAAAAUCACUGCUGGCAAGCACAAAGAGUCUGGUGAAGUCUCAUGGCGAGAAGUGCCUCAAUCCGCUGUUGCUAUGGCCAUGGAAUGUCAAGGGCGUGUGCGUAUGCGUGAGUCGCGUGGGUCCAGAGCACAGUGCAAUGUCUUCGAGAUUGUUGGAGUGUUCACUGCCGUGUCCACCUCAAUAUCUGCUAGACAUCUUGGAAGCGGUCGCUUUAAGCUGACCACCAGUGCUGCUAUUCAACCAACAGCCUUGGGAAAUUCUGUGGACUAUGUGUAAGAACAAGCAGGACAACUUAGUUUUACUCCCAGUAGCUCAAGCUAGAGUGUUUACAGUCUAGAGUAUCCGACUGCAGACAGUGGUUUGACACUGACUGCUUGUACAGUAGGUUGCACAGGCGGAUAGCUACGGAAAGAAGGUUUGGACGAGAACCUUGUUUAUUGCAGCCCCUUCUCCCAGCAAUAGCAGCUGCUUUAGCUGCAGGGUGAAGCUUGCGCCGCAAUCCAGCCUAGCACCGUGCACAGAUUGGGCACGGAGGUGUCACAAAGCUGCACCAGUGAUUCGCAGUAGUUUCUCUCACCAGCUUCCGGUCUCCGAAAAGAUCGAAAAGUCGCGAAAAUGCUGGCCAUACAUCGUGACAUAGGCUACUUCUGCUGGCAUGCGUACC